Messenger RNA from Doryrhamphus excisus (bluestripe pipefish), 1881 nucleotides. Its product is annotated as ephrin-B2a-like. The record is from RefSeq and is a predicted model, not a curated record. Gene Ontology annotation, molecular function: ephrin receptor binding. NCBI's taxonomy places the organism in Eukaryota, Metazoa, Chordata, Actinopteri, Syngnathiformes, Syngnathidae. Gene Ontology annotation, biological process: blood vessel morphogenesis; ephrin receptor signaling pathway; axon guidance. Gene Ontology annotation, cellular component: plasma membrane.
GUAAUGCAGACUUUAAUGUGCCUUGUGGUGAAUUUGCAGUCCUCGCAUGUUGACAACUGCGGACUUUAUUUAAAUAAUACAUGACAAAAAACUGGGUCCUGUACCAUUUCCAAGUAUCCAAUGUGAUGAGAGCGUGUCCAAAAUGUGCCAACCAACCCGGGUGGCCCCUCCACGCAUGAACCGGCAAAUGGGCGGGCCGGCUGCUCAGCUGAUGGCUGAGCAUCGCCACACAAUUCCCGUGUUCGGUGCGUGGAUGUGUGGUCACACGAGAGAUUUUCUCGUCAAUUACUCCCAAUGUGGAAACCUUCAUGAAAGUGCGUCGGGAACUUGAUGGCAUCUCUCCGCCGCGGGAUGCACCUGAAGUUCGGUGAUGGGGAGAAGAAUCCCAUGGAGCCACGGAGCUGCUGUCAUCCUGCUGGCCGUCAUCAUGCGCUUUUGUCGGGCCAUCACUCUGGAGUCCAUCCUGUGGAGCAGCGCCAACACAAAAUUUACUCCGGGUCAAGGUCUGGUUCUCUAUCCUCAAAUAGGAGACAAGAUGGACAUUGUCUGCCCACGGGCGGAUGCUUCCAAGGGGGAAAAGGAGGAGUUCUACCGAGUUUAUCUCGUCCCCCGAAGUCAGAUGGAGAGCUGCUCCAUAGACAAGAAGAAUGCACCACUGCUGAAUUGUGACAAACCACACCGGGAUGUCAAGUUCACGUUCAAGUUUCAGGAGUUCAGCCCCAACUUGUGGGGGCUGGAGUUCCUCAAAGGGAAGGAUUAUUACAUCACCUCCACAUCGACAGGCUCUCCGCAAAGUCUGGAUAACACUAACGGAGGUGUGUGCAGAACUAAAUCCAUGAAGCUGGUGCUGAGAGUCGGACAAAGUUCUUCAGACUCUGAAUCGACACUUCAGGAGUCCCCAACUCGAUUUCCCCCGACACAAUCGAAACCUAAAGGAAAGGAUGCUGCAAAAGAUAAUGCUAUCAAGAACAGCACUGACGCAGGCUCAGAAGCAGGGCAGCUCAACCCCGGUGGCAGUGGCGGCACGCAGCCAGGACUCUUGAUAUGGGUUGUCUCGGCCUGUGUGAUCCUCCUCCUUCUCAUCAUCAUCCUGUCGGUCGUGGCGUGGAAGUGCCGUCGCUGUGUCCCAGAUAGGCAGCAGUCUGCGUCUGUGUCCCUCAACACUUUAGCUGUGCCAAAGCGGGACAGCAUCAGCAGCGACAACAUCGGCUCGGACCGCAGCGAGGUCGUUUUUCCUCUGCAGGCCUCUGACAGUAGACUGUGUCGACAUUUUGAGCGUGUGAGCGGCGACUAUGGACCCCCUGUGUACAUAGUUAAGGAGAUUACACCUCAGACUCCAACCAACAUUUACUAUAAAGUCUAAUGUUGGCUGCUUGUACUGACAUUCUCUCCUCGCUGUUAACAUCAGGAUGGAUGUGAGACCUGACGACAAACUUCAAUAAUAAUUUUUUUCUCUCCUCAAGAGACAAUCAGAGAGGAAUAUCACUGGCCCUCAAAUUGAUUCUGAUUUGUAAAAAUGUUUUAAAUAUAUUAAUUUAACAUAUAGACAAGCAGUGUAUUUAUAGUCUGAACCCGUAUCUUCAGUAAGUGUGUAUGUCUGUGGACGGAUCUGAUGUUGCAUCCCGACAUUACAUUGUAAAAAUAUACCGUCAUGCUUUUUCUAGGACUUGGCAACAAUAUUAACACAUUUUACAUUGAAUUUAUACAUUUCUAUCUUAGGGUUUUGUCUUAUUUUAUGGCCCCAGUUAUCAAUGACAUGUGGUCAGGAGAGGUAGGGGAGGAAGAGCCUCACCUGUCAACAUGGAAAAGAUUAUAACAUAAAAUAAAUAUUAAUAUUGGUUCAUUGAACUGUGUUAUAAUUGUAUUUUCUGUGUGAUUUCA